UCGGCCCUCCACUACAUAGUCCAGAAAAACUCCAGCACAUGGUACCAACAGUUUGGACAGCACUGUUCUAGAACAUGAGCAUAUUGAGAAGAAUCAGAAGUGCUAAUAGGAGCAAGUAUAUGAGUGCAAACUUUUCAUUGGCCCAUAUACUGUACCUACUUAUCUGAGCCUGUUUAUAACAGCAACUUGUUACUGUCACAAGUUUAACGCUAAAAAGGAAAGUGAAAAUAUUCUGUAGCCUCUGUAAGAAUGAUUAUAGGUUUGGACUGUAUCGUGAAUGUCAGUUUUACAGAAAACACAUUUCUGUAACAUUUUUGAAGACAAUUUUCCUUUUCUAGCAACAUAAUUUUAAUCGGAAUCUUCACUCUGAAUACAGAAAGAAACGCCCCUCACUAUACGGGGAUUUCCUUAGUAUAGUUACUUUCUGUUUUAUUUAUAUUGAAUCAGGAGAUAAAGUCAUGCAUGCUCUUCAACUACAUGUUUCUAAAUGUACCCUUUGGAAAAUAAUAGCCAGAGUCACGCACUGCUCAGCAGAAUGUACUUCACUGUUUUCCAAUUAGUGGCCCAGUUGAAAAAAAUUAUUCUUCUAGGAAAUGCACCAAUCAGAGAACAGUCUGCACUAAUUAUUGGAGGCUGCCACAGCUUAACAGAAUAAAGAGACUUUCAGCUUCAUCAUAAUUUUAAAGGACAACAUUAAGAAUGGAUAGGCUGGAGGGAAUGGAAUUUCCUGAUGACAAAGCUCAUUUACUGCCCAGGUUGGAGGAUUAUUUUUGCAGUAAUUUUGACUAUUUCCUGCAGAAAAUAUUUUUAUUUCUCCCCAGAGUUGAUUUUAGCCAAUUCAUUCAUUUAUCCGAUAUCAAAAAGAAAGUCUCAUUACUUCUCCAUGAAUUGAUGAUGAACCACACUGAAACUUUAAAGAACAUUAUACAGAGUGUUUGCAUGGAUGGUGUCCUACCAAUGGACCUGGAGAUAGAGCUAGUAAACAUGACAGGGGAAGGUAAUCUGAUUUCUACAUCUUCAUUUGAGAAAAAAAGACGGGAGGAAGAAACUACAGACUGUUGGCUUUCCAGUGAAAUUGCAGGAAUUAAACGGCAGAGAAUAGAUUUCAUUGAAAGAUUUAAAGAGAAAAUAACGGAUUCCUUAUUACAGAAGUAUCAUUUCAAAUCUAAAGAAGAAUCCAGUCAACAUGUCAGGCAGAUGUUUGUUGAGCCAUUAAUCCAUAAAGAUGACAGGAAUCUCAAAGAAAAACUGAAAGCUAAAGUUGACUCAGGGGUGUCGUCGGGCACAGAGCAAAUUACCGACAGUAUGAAAAUAUCUAAUCUGUUUGAUAGGAGCAAUACCUCAGAAACACAUGCUGUUUUACUUGUGGGGAUGCCAGGCACUGGGAAAACUAUGCUAACACGACGGAUCUGCUACGAAUGGUCAACUGGGGAACUCAGUCAGUUUACGUUAACAUUUCUCUUUGAAUUUCGGCAGCUGAACUUAAUACUUAAAGCUGUGUCUCUUAAGGAACUUCUGUUCAAUCUGUUCCUGAAACCUGAUGGCAAUCCAGAGGAAGUGCAUCAAUAUAUCAUUGAAAAUCCACAACGUAUCCUUAUCAUGUUUGAUGGGCUUGAUGAAUUUAUUGGACAGAUUUCACCUGAUCCUCCUCAAGUAAACCCUGAUACUGAUAGGCCAGUCUCUAUCUCAGAGCUAUUCACUUGUCUCCUACAUGGAGUUAUUUUAUCUGGCUGUACUGUUGUGGUUACUUGCAGAUCAAAAAUAUUAGACAACAUUCCACUGAAAACCAUCGACCUUGUUGCUGAAGUUUUAGGGUUCAACCAGGAGAGAGUUGAGACAUAUGUGACGUCAUUUUUCCACACUGACCAACUUAGGGAGAAAGUUUUAUUACAUUUAAGAGAAAACACUAAACUCAUGCACAUGUGCUUUGUGCCAGCAUUAUGCCAUAUAGUAUGCAUUUGUUUGGAACAUUUACUGCAAGCUCCUUCGAGUGCGCAACUUCCUCAAACAAUAACACAGUUUUAUGUGGUAAUGCUGAAUAUUUUUAUUGCUAAAGACCAAAAAUCUCCCAAAGCAGAAAAGGCUCUGUUAAAGAAAUUUAAGUCAUUGAUCACCAAGUUAUGUGAUCUUGCCCUUAAAGGACUUGAUGAAAAAAAGACAGUGUUUUAUGUUGAGGAUAUAUCAAAAGGCUUGCAGGGCUUUGCUCCCUGCCAUGGCCUACUUUCUGUUUUUGAUGUAAAGAAAAUGGACAGCAGCAGUGAAACUGGGUAUUCCUUUAUUCAUUUAAGCUCACAAGAGUUUUUUGCUGCUUUAUACCUGAUGAUAAGCCAGAAAGUGACAGAGACUGCACUUAAUAAAAAACUCUCUCUGAAGUCAAAGUGGAAUUUGAAGCAUAAAACUAAAAAUGAAAUUACAGAAAACUUCCAUAUAUUUUUGUCUGGGUUGUCGUCCAAACAAUGCCAGUCAUUUCUGUAUGACCUAGCAGAACAUAGUGAGGCACUUAUUCAAAAGAAACAGCAAACUAUUAUUGAAUGUCUUGUUAAACUGGCAGAGACCCAGCUUACAGGACCAAAGCUUAUUGAACUGUGUCACUGUACAUAUGAAACCCAAGAUCUAGAUCUGGCCCGACGUAUUGGGGGACACCUUAAGUCAAAGUAUGAAUUGAGAAACUUCAGGAUAGCACCAGUGGAUAUGACAGCUUUGAGUUUUAUUGUCAACCAUGGAACGUGCUUGGUUUGUUUGGAUUUUGGAGGUUGCCCAAUGGAGCUGGAUUGUUUAGAGGUUCUAGGCAAAUGCAAAAACUUGAAUAGUUUAAGUUUCAGAAAUAAAAAAUAUGGAGACUCAUUUGCACAAGCACUUUCCAAAAACAUAGCCGGCAUGAAAACCUUACAGAGCCUCAGAUUGACUGCUGGGCGGCUUACAGCUGUGGGGGCUGCUUCACUGUCUCAGUCAUUCCUCUACUGUCCAGAGCUUAAAGAGAUCAGUUUGCAAGAUAACCGCCUAAAGACUGAAGAUAUGGUUAUUUUUCUUGAAUUAUUUUCUAAGAUGGAGCAAUUAAAAAAACUUGACUUGAGUAACAAUGAUAUUAUCAUCAGUGGUGCUCUGGCUUUGGCAAAAGUAGCUGCAAAGUGUCCCAACAUCACAGAUAUUAACAUUAGGUGUGACAAUUCUACAGCCAUCUUUUCAUCAGAAACUACGCUACUGUCAAGGCCUCCACUAUCUGAAGAUAUGCCCAGAAAGAAGGAAAUAAGCCUUACACACUGUGACCUGACCUCAGCUGACAUACAGCAUCUUGUACAGAUACUCCAAGAACUCUCACAGAUUUCUGAUAUAAAUUUAUCAGAUAAUCCUAUUGGAGACUUUGGCUGUAUGCAGCUGAUUAACAGCUUGCCUGAAAUAGAGAUUUCUGGCCAGUUAAGUCUUCAUAGGACUCAGAUAUCUGUUGAAGGCCUGUCUUACCUGGUCAACUCUAUGGUCUCUUGUCCAAGAGUAGAAAAAGUGGAUAUCAGGUUUAUGCAGCAGACGGCAGCCAUUCAUUUUCUACCACAGCCUGCUACAGGACCCAGAGAGAUCAGGAUAAUUGGCUUUCGGCUUCUUAAUAAAGUCUUUGGAAAACUUUGUUCCAUAUUCCAACAGUGCAGCCACUUAGCAAGCUUGGAUUUGUCUGAGAACAGUUUGGAAAAUUCUGGAAUCAAGCAGAUAACAGAGGUUCUUCCUGAUCUAAAAAGUAUGCGUUGUCUUAAAUUGAAUGGAAAUAAAAUCUCCAUGGAUGGAGUGAUUUACCUUGUGAAGUCUUUUUCCUCCAUUGACAACAUGACAGAUGUUUCAGUUAGCUUUGCUGGGAGCCAGAAAGUUGAAGUUACUUUUCAAGACAAGGAAAGGCCUAGAACCUCCAUGACUUUUGCUAAAGGAACAGAGGAAUGGCCUGAACUGCCGAAAACAUUCAGCCUCACAGAAUGUCGCAUAACUGCCCAGAUGCUGAAGAAGCUUUUUCAUGUUCUAAAACCAUGCAAAGCGCUCACCAUGAUCAACCUGUCCAACAAUUCGCUAAGUUGCCAGAUGAUUGAAAACCUUCUCACGUACCUGCAAGUGUUCCCCAAUCUGACAUUCCUAAACAUCAGCAAUAAUGACCUGUCUUCAAACUCUGUUUUGCUGCUGGUAAAUUCCGUAAAUCUUUGUAAUCGAAUUAAAGAAGUUGAUAUCAGGUCCUCAGAAAACAUCUGCUUGCAUUUAGAGAAGCAACAUAAAGCCAGUGAAGUCAUCUACAGGUUGACUAACUAUAAAAUUGGCAAGAAUGACAUUGAAGAGCUUAUGAAAGUAUUCAGAAGGAUUACAAACUUGACUGAAGUGAACAUGCGAAUGAAUAAUAUCAUGGAGGAAGGAAUCCUUGUCCUGCUUACCUCUCUGAGCAAUUUCAGGACUUUUACUAACAUUGAUGCCUGUUCACAGCCAAAAGAUGCAGUUCACCUCACGUUUGCCCCUGAUAAAGAUUUGCCAAAGAAAAUACGGUUAGCAGAGUACAGAUUUCAAGCAGAUCAUCUUCGGAAAAUCUGUUAUUUACUUGGCGGGUUCAGCAAUCUCACGCACUUCAUAUCAAAGAACAGCAACAUUAACCUUGAUGUCUUGGGGGAUUUCCUAGGAGUCCUUUCAGGAAAGCCCCAUGAUUUUAUCAUAAGUAUUGAUGAACAGUGGGUGAGAGGACAGAAUGUUAUUUCACUGAUAGAUAAAAUCACUAAGACGUGUGCCAAUGUUGGAGCAAUUCACAUAAACAAACACAAAGUGAAAAUAAAGUUAAAAGGAAGUGGAGACUCCCUUCAUAGAAGUUCUGUUACAUGUUGUGAAGAGCUGGUGUCACUAAGGCUUAAUCACUGUGAACUGGAAGAACAACAUGUUUCACUCCUCAGUCCAAUAAUCAUGCAAUGUACAAAUCUCUGCGAACUUAAUUUCUCAAAUAACUGUAUUGGAGAUGAAGGAGUCCAUAUCUUUUCUGAUUUGCUGAUUUCACUGCCCUUACUGAAUACUAUUGUGUUAGAAUCUGUAGGAAUGUCACAUGUUGGCAUGUCCCACAUUACUGAAGGACUAAGGAAUUGCAUAUCUCUUCAAAGUAUCAAUUUAUCAGGAAAUAUUAUUGGGGAGGAGGGGGCAAUUGCUUUGGCAAAUCUGCUGCCUGAGAAGAGGAACCUCUGCUUCAUAAACAUCUCACGGUGCUUUUCUCUUACCUGUGAUGGAGGACGACAAUUUAUCCAGGGACUUUCAAAAUGCCCUGAGCUGCAAGAGAUAUAUUUAGAUUCGGUGGAACUUGAUCACACUUGUCUUUCGAUGUUAUGUCAUGGCAUGCUACAAAUGCCUUUAUUACAAAUAUUGAGUUUAAGCUGCAAUCCCAUCAAGGAUGUUGGAGCUAAAAUGCUUUCUGGAGUUUUACCCAGUAUGAAGAACUUAAGAACCAUCAACCUUUCUCAGACCAACAUUGGCCCUUUGGGAGCAUUAACAGUUGCAAAAGCACUAGGAAGCUGUGGAUCUGUGGAAGAAUUACUUUUAGCAGUAAAUACAUUUGGAGAUGAAGCUGCAGAACAGCUAGCAGUGAUGUUACCAGUGAUGCACUCUCUAAAAGUCUUGAACUUGCAGUCCUGCAGUCUGGGAGUCAAUGGUGGCAGUGCAUUCAUGAUGGCUCUGGCAUCUUGUCAGCAGAUAGAAGACAUUUGUCUAUCAGGAAACAUAUUUGGGGACACAUGCCUACUGGAAUUUGCUAGAAGUCUUCAACAUUUUACCCAACUUAGGAAGAUAAACUUGAAGUUGUGUGAAAUAUCCGACAGUGUUUUCUGUUCCCUUGCUGUUGGCUUUGGAGGUUGUAAAAACCUUGAAGAAAUCAUAUUGUCAUGGAACAGCAUUGGUGAUAGUGGAGCAUUUUCCCUGGCCAAAGCUUUAAAAGGAAUGAGAAGACUGAAGAAGUUGGAUCUAGAGAGAAACCAGAUGACUGAACAAGGGGCAGAGGCAAUAGCUCAAGUUCUGAAUGGCUGUAUUGGGAUAAAAUUAAUCCGUUUAUGGGACAAUAAAAUUCCAAAGCCCAUUGAAGAGAAGCUGCAUAAUGAAGAUUCAAGACUAAACUUCUCAUUUUUUGAAUAAGAAAGGCACGACAAACCUUCCAACUUGAAUGGAGGCUCUGCAUUACUGCAUAAUAACUUCCAUCCUUUCUGCUGAUUUUAAACACCAGUAACACCAAAAAUGAAAAUGAUUAAUCUGACCUAACAGUCUAGUUAAUUCAGUCCAGUAUGUGUACAACAAAAUGCUCUGAAAGCAGAAUUUUUGGUGUCAGCAUUAAUGUUUUAGCAUGAACAAAUCAAAUCAGCACCAGUGUUAUUGUCUAACCAAAGUUUAGAAUUAGUGAACGUAUAACUACAUUUAGGGCAUUUUUAUUUUCUGGUGUUACUGACCUGUAAGGCAUGAUUGGUAGUUCAUGUUUGUCCUGUCCUGUAAUAGACAUAAUUCUCAUUACGCAUCACAAUAGACAUAAAAAUCAGCCUCAUACAAAAGAAAUCCAAUGUAAAUUAGCUAUUGCAGAAUGUAUUCCUCUGUAAAAACAAUACUUGAAUUGUCUCCAGUUUUUCUAAUGCAAGUCUAAAAAGCAUAUAGCUAUAAUGCACUGAAAAUCACCAGAGUAAUUUCACGAAAAUAUUGCACUAAGAGAGCACUGUCAUAUGUAUAAAAACAUUAGUAUUGCAUAUGAAAGUACUGAUUCCAAGUACAGAUGGGGUACAUUU
Molecule: messenger RNA, 6758 nt
Organism: Xenopus laevis (African clawed frog)
Lineage: Eukaryota; Metazoa; Chordata; Amphibia; Anura; Pipidae
Gene: nlrc5.L
Product: protein NLRC5-like
Exons: 48
Coding region: 700-6123 (1807 amino acids)
Source: RefSeq, a predicted model, not a curated record